GUAGGGCCAGAGGUCAGUCGGCUCAGAAGUCAGUUAACAACUAGGACUAUCGUGCCAGAGUAGUGGGAGAAAGAUACGACACGACAAUAUUAAGAUCCAGUGGGAUCUUAAUAUUGCAUUUGUACAGGGAAAAGGUAACAUGAAAUUAAAGGCCAGGGCCCCAUGGCACAAGUGAGGCAUCUUGAAAAAUGUUCUCCAGCUGGCAGCUUUGUUCUGAACAGCCCGACUGCAAACAAACAAACAGCAGAGAGCUUCAUCAGCCAAGCAAUGGACAUCAUUGUGGACGAGGCGGUGAAGAAGGCCACUGAUGUCCAAGAGAAGGUUUGUGAGUGGCACGCUCCUGAGCAACUGAAGAAGCUGCUGGACCUCGAGCUGAGAGAUGAAGGAGAAGCUGAGUCUGAGAUCCUGCAGCGCUGCAGAGACGCCAUCAGAUAUAGCGUCAAGACCAGUCAUCCCCGUUUCUUCAACCAGCUGUAUGCAGGGAUGGAGCCCUACUCUAUGGUGGCGAGCUUCAUUGCUGAAGCAAUCAAAACCAAUCUGUACACGUAUGAAGUGGCUCCAGUGUUUACCUUGAUGGAGGAUGCUGUGCUGAGGAAGAUGAUCAAGGUGAUUGGCUGGGAAGAAGGUGGCGAUGGAAUCUUCAACCCAGGUGGCUCAUUGUCCAACAUGUAUGCCGUGAACUUGGCCAGGUACCGUUACUGCCCAAAUUUUAAAGAGGCUGGCAUGUUUUCUGCUCAGCGACUGGUCAUAUUAACAUCCCAAGAGUCUCAUUACUCCAUUUCCAAAGGAGCAGCUUUAAUGGGGAUCGGCACUAAAAAUGUUUAUACUGUCCCAACUGAUGAGAGAGGAAGGAUGAUUCCCUCUGCUCUCGAGGACAAAAUAAUGCUGGCAAAAAGUGAGGGUGCGGUUCCCUUCAUGGUAAACGCUACUGCAGGAACCACAGUGCUCGGAGCGUUUGAUCCCAUCGAUGAAAUCUCUGACAUCUGUGAGAAGCACAACUUGUGGCUGCACGUGGACGCAUGUUGGGGAGGAGCAGCUCUCAUGUCUAAGAAGCACAAGCACUUGUUAAAGGGCAUCCACAGAGUUGACUCUGUUUCCUGGAACCCUCACAAGAUGCUGAUGGCCUCUCUGCAGUGCUCUGCUUUCCUGGUCAGAGACAAAACGAGUCUCCUCCAGCGGUGCCACUCUGCUCGGGCCUCCUACCUCUUCCAGCAGGACAAGUUCUACGACAUCAGCUACGACACCGGGGACAAGUCGGUGCAGUGCAGCAGGAAGCCGGACGCCUUCAAGUUCUGGCUCAUGUGGAAGGCUUUGGGAACAAGAGAGCUGGACCAGAGGGUGGAGAGAGCCCUCGCCAUGGCCAGGUAUCUUGCAGAAGAAAUCAAGAAAAGAGACGGAUUCCGUCUGGUGGUGGAACCUGAAUAUGCCAACGUUUGCUUCUGGUACCUUCCGCCAAGCCUGAGGAACCUUCCAGACGGCCCCGAGCUCUGGAAAAAGCUCCACACUGUGGCCCCAGUUGUGAAGCAGCGGAUGAUGAAGACAGGCAGCAUGAUGGUGGGCUACCAGCCCCUUGGAGACAAGGCCAACUUCUUCAGGAUGGUGGUCAUCAGUCCUCAGGUCAGCAGGCAGGACCUGGACUUUGUCCUGGAUGAGAUACACAGUCUGGGAAAAGACUUGUGAUUACAAAAAAGCUUUCCUCUGGCACGCGAUGAAUUUGUCACCGAAUUCUCGCAACACAAUCGGUGGAACGAUGUAACUUACAAAGACGUCUGAUUACCUGUAAAUAUUGGAGCUGUGUCUUUUCUGUGUGUGUGUGUGUGUGUGUGUGUGUGUGU
Molecule: messenger RNA, 1835 nt
Organism: Archocentrus centrarchus (flier cichlid)
Lineage: Eukaryota; Metazoa; Chordata; Actinopteri; Cichliformes; Cichlidae
Product: acidic amino acid decarboxylase GADL1
Exons: 15
Coding region: 163-1680 (505 amino acids)
Biological process (GO): carboxylic acid metabolic process
Cellular component (GO): cytoplasm
Molecular function (GO): carboxy-lyase activity; pyridoxal phosphate binding
Source: RefSeq, a predicted model, not a curated record